AACAGCGGCGGAGGUAGUUUUGGUUGUUUCUGCUCAACAUUGGUCAGGUUUUAGUCUAAUACUCCAAUCAUGCCGUAUGCUAACCAGCCGACGGUGAAGAUUACUGAACUCACGGACGAAAAUGUGAAGUUUGUCAUUGAAAACACGGAUUUGGCAGUUGCCAAUUCUAUCCGCCGUGUCUUCAUGUCCGAAGUCCCAAUAAUAGCGAUUGACUGGAUCCAGAUUGAUGCCAAUUCCUCAGUCCUGCACGAUGAGUUCAUCGCACACAGAGUUGGUCUCAUCCCCCUCACCAGUGAUGACAUCGUGGAUAAAAUGCAAUAUUCCAGGGACUGCACCUGUGAGGAUUUCUGUCCGGAGUGCUCCGUGGAGCUGACCCUUGAUGUCCGAUGCACUGAAGAUCAGACGCGUCACGUGACUUCCAGAGAUCUGUUGUCCAACAAUCCCAGAGUCAUUCCGGUGACGUCGCGGAGCCGAGACAACGAUCCAAACGACUAUGUCGAGCAAGAUGACAUCUUGCUGGUGAAGCUUCGCAAAGGUCAGGAGCUUCGGCUCCGAGCGUACGCAAAGAAAGGCUACGGUAAGGAGCACGCCAAGUGGAACCCGACCGCAGGAGUCUCCUUUGAGUACGACCCGGACAACGCACUGAGGCACACGGUCUAUCCACGACCUGAGGAGUGGCCGAAGAGCGAAUAUUCAGAGAUAGAAGAGGAUGAGGUUCAGGCCCCUUACGAUCCCAAUGGAAAGCCAGAAAGGUUCUAUUACAACGUGGAGUCGUGCGGUUCUCUUCGACCCGAGACCAUCGUCAUGUCAGCGUUGGCCGUCCUCAAGAAGAAACUAAGUGACUUGCAGACCCAGUUGAGCCACGAGAUCCAGAGCGACGUACUCACCAUCAACUAAACUAAACCUAUUGUUUGAAAAGUGUCUUGUUUAAUGUUCCUUUUUAAAAUAAAUAUCUUUUUGAAGAA
Molecule: messenger RNA, 965 nt
Organism: Cololabis saira (Pacific saury)
Lineage: Eukaryota; Metazoa; Chordata; Actinopteri; Beloniformes; Belonidae
Gene: polr2c
Product: RNA polymerase II subunit C
Exons: 9
Coding region: 70-897 (275 amino acids)
Biological process (GO): DNA-templated transcription
Cellular component (GO): RNA polymerase II, core complex
Molecular function (GO): DNA-directed RNA polymerase activity; protein dimerization activity
Source: RefSeq, a predicted model, not a curated record